AUGGCUAAACGUACAAAGAAGGUUGGAAUUACCGGAAAAUACGGUACCCGUUAUGGAGCUUCCCUUCGUAAACAAGUAAAAAAGAUGGAAGUCACUCAACAUGCUAAAUAUACAUGUCUUUUCUGUGGAAAGGAAGCAAUGAAACGUACAUGUGUUGGUAUCUGGAAAUGCUCAAAAUGCACCAGAACCGUUGCCGGAGGAGCCUACGUCUACAGCACAGUUACUGCAGCCACUGUAAGAUCUACUAUCAGACGUCUUCGUGAAACAAAAGAAUAA
Messenger RNA from Strongyloides ratti, 276 nucleotides. RefSeq names its product 60S ribosomal protein L37a. The transcript is spliced from 3 exons. Gene Ontology annotation, molecular function: structural constituent of ribosome. The record is from RefSeq and is a predicted model, not a curated record. Gene Ontology annotation, cellular component: ribosome. Gene Ontology annotation, biological process: translation. NCBI's taxonomy places the organism in Eukaryota, Metazoa, Nematoda, Chromadorea, Rhabditida, Strongyloididae. The coding region runs from base 1 to 276 and encodes 91 amino acids.